This is a messenger RNA of Prorocentrum cordatum, 705 nucleotides long. Lineage: Eukaryota; Dinophyceae; Prorocentrales; Prorocentraceae. The record is from the annotation of a GenBank genome assembly.
AUGGCCGCCUCGAAGCCCGUGCUCCUCCUGCUGGCCGCCUGCGCCGCCGCCUCGCAGGCUGCCUCCCUGCGCUCGGCCUCCGGGGCUGCCGCGAACCCGGUGCGCAAGGUGGUCUCGAUGCUGCAGUCGAUGCAGAAGAAGGUCGAGGCGGAGGGCGAGAAGGAAGAGGAACCUUCAGGGGGGCCCGCGGACUGCAAGACGGGGGCCGCGGACCUCUCGGCCAGCAUCACCGCCGCUGGCACCAAGGGCACCCAGCUCGGCUCCGACGUCGCGUCGGCGGAGGAGCAGCUCGCCCAGGUGAAGCAGGAGCUGAAGGACGCGCAGGCGGAGCGCGCGGAGGCCAAGACGGCCAUCGCCAGCGCGACCUCGAUCCGGGAGAAGGAGGCGGCUGCGUUCGCAGCCACGAAGUCGGAGCUCGAGAGCUACAUCUCCGCUAUCAAGCAGGCCGUCGCUGCGCUGACCAAGGGGAUGGCUGGCGGAUUUCUGCAGACGACCUCGGCGAGCCUGCUGCGCAAGAUCGUGCUGACGAAGGGUGACGUCAUCCAGGACGACGACCGCGAGGCGCUCCUCUCGUUCCUGUCCAGCGGGCACGGCUCCGCCUACGUGCCCGUCAGCGGGGAGGUGACUGGGAUCCUGAAGGAGAUGGGCGACAGUUUCUCGAAGAGCCUCGGGGAGGCCUCGGACACGGAGGCCAACGCCAUCAAG